Molecule: messenger RNA, 1404 nt
Organism: Seminavis robusta
Lineage: Eukaryota; Bacillariophyta; Bacillariophyceae; Naviculales; Naviculaceae
Source: the annotation of a GenBank genome assembly
AUGCCAGAGCUUUCCCUGGAAUCUACUGCUGUGAACGACAGUCAAGACGAGCAGGAACAAAUGAAGAAUAUCAUGCUAUUCCUCUGCUGGGGUGUGGCUCUUCUGAGUGCCUUGGACCGGGUCGCCAUGUCGGUGGCCAUGGUACCCCUCAGUGCCGAAUUUGGGUACUCCGAAACCAUGAAGGGGACCGUGUCAUCUCUGUUUAGUGUGGGCUACGGGUUGGGCAUUGUCCCGGCAGGCAUUAUUGUGGCCACCAUGUCACCCCGUAUAGUCAUGGCCUGUGGGAUUACGGUGUGGAGUCUGGCCACCAUUGUCACGCCCGCGGCCGCGGGGGCGACUACUAUGCUACCCCUGCUCUUGGCAAGAGCCAGUGUGGGUGCGGCAGAAUCCGUGGUGUUGCCGACUUUGCAAACACUCCUCUCCAGUUGGACCACCACCGGACAAAAGUCCCGAUCUUUGGCCACGGUGUUUUCCGGGUUUCAUGCGGGAACAGUGGGGGCGUACUUCAUCUCGCCUCUGGUCAUUGAUUAUCUCGGAGAUUGGAGGUAUAUCUUUUUGGUCUAUGGAGGGCUUGGACUGUUUUGGUUGAUCCCCUGGUUAUCCCUCGCCAAGGAUGCUCCCGACAGCAACGACUCUUUGAAGGAACCAUUGGUGGUGGAUGUGACGCCCACAGCCGCCAUUGCUGUAACGGAAGAAACCCAACCCAAUAAUAUCAUGGCAGAAGUCACCAAGUCGAUGGAAACCCUCAAGGAGGCUCCAUGGAUGGGAUUUGUGAAAUCCAAAGGGGCCUGGGCUAUGCUGCUUGCUCAUGCCGCCAACAAUUGGGGGCUCUACAAUCUCUUGGCGUGGUCGCCCACCUUUUAUUCGGAACAGUACGGACUCAAUGUCAAAGAAUCGGCACUCUUCUCCAUAUUGCCCAGUGUAGCGGGGGCUCUGGGUGCAUUGCUAGCGGGUUCCCUCUCCGACAAUUUGCUGCAACGGCUUGACGAUGACCUCGACGAAGAGGAACGAGUCCAAGCCAUUACCAAUAUUCGAAAGGCAUUCCAGGGGACUGCGUUGUUCAUACCGUCUGUGUCACUCUUGACCCUUUCCUCGCAUAUUCCAGACCAGCCGUGGGUGGCUCAACUGCUACUGACGAGUACCACCGGCCUCAUGGCAUGGAACAGUGCUGGUUACCUUUCAGCAAACCAGGAAAAGGCUGGGGAAAAGUGGGCCGGAUUGCUGUACUCCAUCACCAGUUUACCAGCUGUCAUGACGGGAACCUUUGGAGUGUUUUUGACUGGAAAGAUUUUGGAUUAUACGCAACAAGAUUGGAGUGUCGUCUACGGGUUGAAUGCUGCCGUAUUCCUUCUUGGUUCCAUCGCAUUCGUUUCCCUGUACGAUGCCAAACGAGAGUUUGAUUAG